Closterium sp. NIES-67 is the source of this 5346-nucleotide messenger RNA. Lineage: Eukaryota; Viridiplantae; Streptophyta; Zygnematophyceae; Desmidiales; Closteriaceae. The record is from the annotation of a GenBank genome assembly.
ACCUUCCUUCAGCUUCAAUCUUCGUCUUAGACGUCCAUCACGCGUCUUCAAACCGGAGUAUCUCAGAGCAAGCGCUUCGAAGCUGACAGUGUUGCUGCUUAAUCGAUCGAUUACCUGAAAGCCACAUUGAUAUAUCUGCUCGUCGCGCGUUACUCGGGGGAGUGUUAGAUUCUCUAGUAACGUUUAAAGACGCGCCGUAGGCCUCCGACAUUGAACGUUCACGACAUCUGUAGAUUGGUUGUAGUUGCACGUUCUAAAAGAAGUGAGAUCCAGACGGAGUGAGUUUCUGGUUUCUGAGUGACUAAGUCGACCCCCGGAAUUAAACAUUUACCAACGGGGUGAGUUUUUGUCUCACGGAGUGACGGCGACAUGAGGCCGGUCGUCGCGCCGCAUCAAGCGCUACUCGCCGGCAGUAGGACCAACCUCCCUGCCGCUUCCGCAACCACUUCCGCCUGCGCCUCCGCUUGUGCCUCCUCCGCUUCCGCCUCCGCGUCCGUUUCCGCUUGCGCCACCGCGGCUUCCGCAUCCGUUUCCGCAGGCGGCGUUUCCCCCCGCAGGAGGAGCGGAUCGUACGCUAGAGCCGUCCGAUCGCCCACAAGGGCCGUCAGAGCCGUCAGAUCUCUCAGGGUCUCCGGCGACGAUUGCGGUGGGCCCAUGUUCCGUCUCGCAGCAGCGGCAGCGGCGGCUACAGCAGCUUCAGCGCGCAGACAAUCCGCUACAGCCGCUCGAACAGCUACAGCCGGCACCGCCGGUAGAACAGCCAAAUCGGCUGGUACGGAUACAGCCGGCAGAGCAGCUACCACUGCUACAGCCUCUAGAAUGGCUACAGCCGUUAGACCAGCUUCAGCGGCUAGGGCGGCAACAGCCCUUACAACAGCUACUGUAGCAACAACCGCUACAGCCGCUACAGCCGAUUUAACAGCUUUAGCGGUUAGAACAGGUGCAGCCGUUCAGACGCCUGCAGCUACUACAGCCGCUAGAACAGCUACAUCCCGCAAGGACCAGGCAUCCCGGUUUGCCUGGAACAGACCGGCUGUAGCGCAACGGGGUGUAGGCUACAGCUCGACGGUUCUCCCGGUUUCCCAACCGGGUGUAGUUGAUCCAGCCGUUUUUCAAUCGGCUGUAGCUCGUUCAAUUGUAUCGGCUGUAGCUCGUUCAGUCGUCUCCCAACCGGCUGUAGCUCGUUCAGCCGUCUCCCAGCCGGCUGUAGCUCGUUCAGCCGUUUCUCAACCGGCUGUAGCUCGUUCAGCCGCUUCUCAACCGGCUGUAGCUCGUUCAGCUGUUUGCCAAUCCGCUGUACCGCAACCAGAUGUAGGUAGAGGGAAUUCGCCUGUAGCCGCUGCCACGUCGCUGGGUGCUUCUUAUUCGUCCACUCUGAUCCACGGCACCAUCAGUCGUAGCAGCAUCAACAGCAGGAGUAAUAGCAGCACUGGCAGCAGCAUUGGCAGCAGCAGCAGCAGCAGCCGAGGUUUUGCAGCUGGAUUCUCGAGCAGCAGAAAAGGCGGUUUUGGGGCCGCUAGCGCCGGUACCAAAAGCAGCAGAACGAGCAGUAAGGGUGGGAGACCUACCCUCGGGCAUGUAGCAGCUGCUGCUGGUAGCGGGUCUGCUAAUAGCGGAGCAGGGGGCGGGUCGUUGAGUGAGAGGGCGAAGAAAGGAGCUCUGGUAGAAUUCGAGAAGGAGCACCAGAGACACGUGGUGGGGGUGGUGGUCCGGCCUGAGGGGAAGAAGAACUGGAUCGUUAUGGAUCAGAACGGCAACACGUUCUCAGUGCGGCCGCAGCAGCUCACGUUUGUGGAGGUGGGGGAGGAGGAUUUCAACGCUGCUGAUCUACCGUCCUUCCUCUCCUCCGUCGAAUCUCUAAUGGCGGAUUCCUCCCUUCUGGAGAUGGUGUGGGAGAUGUUUCUCCCCGAGCAGCCCACAGUCACCACCCUUGAGUUUGCAGAGAUCGCCUUUGGAGAGGCUGAGGACCCCCUGAUUCCCCACUUUGCCGCCCACCGCCUGCUGACUGCCGACCGGAUCUUCUUCAAGCGAGUUCGAUCUAUGGCGCACUCCUUCGAGCUUCGCCCUCCAACACAGGUGGAGCAGCUAAGGAAGCAAGCAGCAGCAGAGGCAGCAGUGAGGGCAGAGCAAGAGGAAUUCGUGACCAGCAUUCGAGAAGCACUGCGAUUGCCACCAGGGCAAAAACCAACGCCAGAAGUUUGGAGAGAGCGGAUAGAGCAAGGAGAGGCAGGGGAGGGGGGUGAAGCAGGGGGGGGAGAGGGGGAUGGGCAUGGGCAUGUGCAUGGGGGGCAGGGGCAGGGGGUUGGGCGUGGGCGUGGGGGUCCGGGACUGGCUGCACGGGUGCAGGCGCUUUUGGAUUAUGCGGAAGAGAAGCCAGGUGGCAACUCGGCAUUGGCUGAAGAGUCCCUGCAGCUCCUAAGCUGUGUGCGAACCCCAGAAGCGGCCUGUGACCUGCUCGUUCGCAUCGGCGCUCUCCCCUUCCACGCCCAUGCCUUCCGCCUUGCUGCAUCUGCCGUGCCAGCAAGCUUUCCCAAGAGCGUUUCUACCUACUGCGCUAGUCUUGCUGCAAACCCCCCUCCAGACCCAGACGAGGGCAUUCGUGUCGACUUAACACAUCUCAAGGUCUACACCAUCGAUUCGUACGACACAGUAGAAGUAGACGAUGGGCUGAGUGCAGAAACCCUCCCGGAUGGGCGGAUCAAGGUUUGGAUCCAUGUGGCAGACCCGAGCCGCUGGAUGAGGCCCGGCGACAGGCUCGACACGGAGGCUCGGAAAAGAGCCACGUCAGCGUAUCUGGCCACGGGAGCCGUGCCUAUGAUUCCGUUUUCGCUUGCUGCUGGCCCUAUGAGUCUCUCUCUUCCUCCUGCUGCUGCUGCUGCUGAUGGUGGUGCUGCUGGGGAGUUUUCGAAUGCCGUCUGCGCUGUUACUGUAGUCGUCACAUUGAGCCCCGAUUUCAGCAUCGAUGAUGUGGACAUCAUGAAUUCUUUCAUCUGCCCGACUUACCGCCUGGCCUACGACCAGCUGCCCGAAAUGCUUGCAAUGGCGGGCGAGCAUGAGCCAGAGCUCCUCCUCCUAUCAGACAUCGCCACGGGAAGGUUACGUUACCGCAUGCAAAAUGGGGCAGCAGAUAUUUCCAUCCCCGAAUCCGACAUCAAAGUAACCGCCGCCUCGUCACACUGCCCGGAAAUCUCGGUCAGCACAAUCGACCAGUCCGAUCCGUCCCGGAGGCUCGUGUCCGAAGCUAUGGUGCUGUGCGGCGAAGCCGUGGCUAGGUUCGGCGCCGAACGUGACCUGCCCUUGCCGUACCGGGGCCAGGGGCCCCCGGACCGGAUGACUGAGGAGGAUGAGGAGGAUCUGCAGGCGUUACCAGAGGGGCCAUGCAGGGCGGUGCACUUGAGGUCGUUUAUGAGUCGCAGUGAGAUCAAGUGCUCUGGGCCCAUACCCCAUGCUGGGCUCGGGCUGCAGGGCUAUGUGCAGUUCUCGUCGCCCAUCCGCAGAUACUCGGACCUGCUGGCUCACUACCAGGUAAAAGCCCUGCUACGAGGAGAGCCGCCCCCACUGACCGUAUCGGACCUGGACACAAUCGUAUCUCACUGCGGCGCCCGGCAGCGCGAGGUGCGGCGGGCCGAGGACGCGGUAGAGCGCUACUGGCUGCAGGAGUACCUGAGGAGGCUCCCGGCCAAUACCGUGCUGACAGCUGUCAUGCUCAAGUGGCUCAGGGCCGAUGGGAGCCCGCUGGCGCUGAUGCUGGUGGAGGAGGUGGGAAUGGAGACUGUAAUGAGAAUGCAGCGGGAUGUGCGUGUGGGUGACUCGGUGGAUGUGAUUAUAGCGGAGGCUGACCCCCAGAAGGACAGGCUGCGGCUGAUGGAAGCCCCUCCGAGCUUCAGAGAGGCUCAAACGAGGAGCCUCAUGGAUGGGGAAAGGGAAGAGGAGGAGACGAGUGAUAUUAAUGGGGAAGAGGAGGUCAGUAGUGUGUGGGAGAGUGAGACAGAGGAAGGCAUAGUGGCCAUACCUGCUUCAAAGCUGUGAUGCGACUGCUGCUGUAUAAACUGUUAUGUAGAUGACGAAACAAGUAGAGGGGACAGGGAAGAGGAGGAGGAGGAUGGGGGAGAUGAGGAAGCAAGGAGACUUGCUGAUGAAGGUGGCGCUGACGGUGUGUGGGAGGGACUUUUGAGGCGCCUCAAAACUUGCUGAUGAAGGUGGCGUUGACGGUGUGUGGGAGGGAGAGACAGAGAUAGAGGUAGGCGUAGUGGCCAGACCUGCUGCAAAGCUUUGAGGCGGUGAAGCUGUGAGGCGGCGAAGCUGUGAGAAGACUGCUGCAUGACAUACAGUCCUGUGUGUUUGUAGCAGAGACUGAUGGAACAAGGCUAUGGCGGAUGUAAGGGCGUGGUACCUUGGGUUCAAACUGGCUAUUUUUCUGGGCUUCAAGAAGGGUUGAAGGCGGUUUAGAUUCAUUCUGUCAAAUAAAGGCGGCGUACAGAGUGGUGAGAGUUUGAAAACCAGCUGUUUCGACCCUAAAGUACCGCGCCCUACUGGAAGUACCUCCUAGCUUCAGAGAGGUUCAGACGGGGAGCCUUAUGGAUGGGGAACGGAGGAGGAAUCGGGUGAUUGUGAAAGCUUGCUUGGGUCACCUUGGCAAAGGCAGCGUGCUUCAUUUCAUAUGGGCUACAGUACAUGGUUCUCGUCCAAUAGACUACACCGUCCAAUAGGUAAGGCCCAGUUGUGGGAGCAACUGGGAUCCAUGAGCCCUUGCCGUCUUGAUCCGUCUUGGAGUGCGGGAUUAGGAUCCACAUAGACUCCUCGUCGAAGUGGAUGUCGUUCCACUGGAUGGAGACGAGGUCGGAGUAGCGGAGGAAUGCCGCGAACAUGAGGAGUGGGAUCAGUCCUUUCUGAUAUUCUGCCGGGCUGCUCGACUCAAGGAAGGGGUGUGCCAUGGCGUGCACCUGGUGGAGCGACAAGGGUUCCUUCGUCCUGGUGGUGCACGGGCCGUGGCGUUUGGAGAAUUCACGAACUUGUGAAGUGAAAGGCCCGCUAGUGGGAGAGGGUUCUCCGGUCAUCCGAUGUGCAAAUGCGACGGCGGAGCACGUAAGGGAUAUGGCGGAUACUGUGGCCUGAUUGUUGAGGGCAUAGACAAGGUAGAGCGCUAGAGUGGUGUCUGUGGCAGGCAGGUAGCUCAGCUUGACCUUCGUGCAAAAGGAGCGGAACUUGAGCCAAUACGGCUCGUAGGUCCUUAUGGUGGAUGGCGCGCGGACAUGACUGAUUACCCGAAGUAGCUGUGUCUGUAGUUUUGAUAAUAAGCCUGAAAUACAGAGAGCCCAGGCACGGUGGGGUUAUAUUUUAUAUGUC